Molecule: messenger RNA, 634 nt
Organism: Symbiodinium natans
Lineage: Eukaryota; Dinophyceae; Suessiales; Symbiodiniaceae
Source: the annotation of a GenBank genome assembly
GUCUGCACGGAUGGGGGGCGUUUCAAUGUGGCGCGUCGCGCUGCUCCUGGGAGUGGCUGCCGGCGCCGGCGACACCCAGCGCCCGCGCCUGCGACGUCUGCAGGCUUACAACAACAGCGGCAACGACACUGCCGCCGAGGCAGUGCAAACCUUCACGCAGCAGACGCCUUUCCCCGAAUCCUGCUUCGCUGCUUGCCCGGAUCUUGCCCUGGUCAACGGCAGCUUUGGGUCCAUCUACGAUGACCUCUCCAAAGCGGAUCUUGUCAAGACGACGCAGUAUGCGUCCGCAAUUGCGGCCUUUGCCACAAGCAUCAGGGGUCUUUUCUGCGAGCACAGGACUUUGGCGGCUUGUAUUGCCAGCAAUCCUGCCUCCUGCGAUGCGGCGAUGAGCCAGAACAACACCCGGCGCCUGAACGUCCAGCGGCCGAUGAUGAGACGACCCCGGCCAGUACCGCAAGCUGCCCGUUGGCGAUCCUUGCAGGCCACCGGCGGCUACGGCGGCUACGGUGACAGCACAACUCAGGCCAGCGGCGGCUACGGUGGCUACGGUGACAGCACAACUCAGGCCAGCGGCGGCUACGGCGGCUACGGUGACAGCACAACUCAGGCCAGCGGCGGCUACGGCGGCUACGGU